ACGUGACAGGUAAUGGGUGGGGCUUUUGGCACACCGGAUACUUUGGCCUGACUUCAAAACAAGCUACAGGGAUACAGGAUGAACCCGAGGCAGCGCAGUGCAUCUCCUAACGAGACGCCACAGGUCUGGAUCCAAAUGUGAUGGCCAUUCUCAGGGGGAGGUGGGUUCUGUCCAUCCUGCUGGUCCAUGUACAGACUCCUUUAGCUGCAACAGGUCCUCCUGCUCCUCCCUCUGAUCUUGAGUGCUUUAAGCCAUGUGAUGAGAAAAGCUGCAGUGCAGAUAUCCACUGUAUUUGGGGUCCAGAACCGGACCCUCAGAGAAACACCAGCUACAGCCUGCACUGGGAGCCAACAAACAGCGAGCAGGGGUAUGUGACCAGCCUGAACAACUCAGCAGUUAUCUAUCGUGAACACUUCCUCAACCACGGACAACUUCGAGUUUGGGUCGAGGCUCAGAACAAGCAUGGUUCUGCCAAAUCUGAGGGCAAAGAGUUCAACACAGCAGAUAUCAUCAAGCCCCCCCCUCCUAUUAUCACACUGAAACCGCAGGAGCCAUUAGUGAUUGAUUGGCAUUCCUUCUGUGCUGAGCUGGAUCUCUCCAUGGAAACCUGUGAAGUCCAAUAUUGGGUUAAGGGAAACCAAGUUUGGCUUAAGCAUGAGGAUGGAUACCUUCACACCUAUACACUUGACAACCCCCUGCCUUGCACAGUCUAUGAAUUUCACGUUCGUUGUGCAUGUAGCAUAGGGUUAAAAAGUAACUGGAGUACAAGCCACAGCUUGAGUGCAGCAAAGGCCCCUAAAGGCAAAUUGGAUAUAUGGAUGGACUGUGGGCUAUUCCCUGCAAGCUUCAACUGUACUCUAACCUGGAAGAUGCUUCCUUUAUCCCAGGCAUGCGGUGUCAUUGUGGGAUAUGAAGUUAAACUGUUUUACAAUAAUUCUACAUGGAUACUGUUGAAUGUGUCUACAGCUGAGCCAAGAGACCUGCUGUGGUGCAAUGAGACACAGUGCCACCUUAACCACUCUCUAAAGAAUGUAUCAUCAGUCAGUGCAUCAGCCCUCAACUCUCAUGGUGCCACAGCUCCAUCUCAUGUAGCUAUGCCAACACCAGGUAAAGAUGAAGAUGUAAAAACAUUAAACCUCAAGAUGAAUGAAGCGAACCUCACUGUUACCUGGGAUCUGACCUCGAAGCCCCUCUAUAAACUGAAGGAAUAUGUGGUGCAGUACAAACAAGUGGGGUCACCUCUAGGCAAAGGAUUCGAUUGGGUCAAAGUGACCAAUAGCCAGACCACAGUGUUUUUUGAAGGUCAAUUUAACAAGUAUACUCCCUUCCAAGUGUCACUGUUCUCAAUAUCCCACAGCAUGACAGUCCGUCACCUUUCAUCAGUCAUUGGAUAUUCUCAUGAAGGAAUUCCCUCCAGUCCGCCAUCGUUUCAGGCAUUAUCUAUCGGUGACACUUGGGUGACCCUGUUUUGGUCGGCUGUUCCAUUAUCCAAGCAGAAUGGGGUGAUCCAGUACUACCAAAUAGGUUUAGGCAAAGAAAACGUGAACAAUGUGAGUGCAUCCCCACAGAGUCAAAAUGAGACUUUUAAACUGAAGCAUCUGAGUCCAGGUCAGGAUUAUGAGGUGUGGAUAAGAGCUAUGAACAAGGCCGGGCCCGGAGCAAAUGCCACCACAACGUUCAAAACUCAACAGAGGGAAAAUGAUGAUUAUUUAAUACUCAAGCUGCUUCUACUAAUGUUUGUGGUUAUAUGUCUUGUGUUAUUCUGUCUUACUUUUUUGUAUGUAGCACUGAACAAAAUGUGUCCAUGGGUGGCUUAUUUGUUCAAUGAGAAAGUGCCAGAUCCCCGCAACAGCCACAUCUUCAGAGGGAUGAAGCACCAGAUUAAUGACCCAUUUGCUUUGAUCUGCAUACCCAUCCACGAGCCACUUCCCAAUAUCUCUGUUCUGGAGGUUGUUAAAAUCCUGCCUGAUGCUUUGAGGUCCACCCCAAAGGAGACCUCAGACCAAGAUGAGUUCACUGGGCCAUUGGGGAGAGAUGGGAUUUCACGAAUGAACGGCCAAGAUGAGCAGAGCAAGGAUGCUGUCACAGGGGAGGGUGGCAGGACAGACCGCAGAUAUGGACGAGAGGAGUACAGCAAGAUGGUCGACUCUGAUGAGGAGAGGGACAGAGAGAAGGACAAGGAUGAUUGUUGGAGCUCAUCAGAGGAAGACCAGUUUACAUCAGGUUAUGAAAAGCACUUCAUGCCCACUGCUUUGGAAGUACUGGAAGUUUGAUGAUGUGUCCAUAUUGCUCAGUGGACAUUUACCUCAAAUGUGUUUUUAUUAUAAUGCUGAAAUUACAUUUUUAGAUGAUGACCUCUGGGCAGGUUUCUAUAGCCUUCCUCUGCAGGACCCUGGAGGCUGGACAUGUUUAUUCUGAUAUUUGAUUCAUGAUUUAAUCAUCAUGUUGGUUUCCUGUUUCAGUUACAAUAUGUGUAGUUCCCCAUUUUGUCUUUGUCUUGAGUCUGGUUGUGAGAAUAAAAAGCCAAAAUAUGUUUUUUUAAGAGGCAGAAAUUAUAAAAAUGUUUCUACAAACAGA
Molecule: messenger RNA, 2577 nt
Organism: Paralichthys olivaceus (Japanese flounder)
Lineage: Eukaryota; Metazoa; Chordata; Actinopteri; Pleuronectiformes; Paralichthyidae
Product: granulocyte colony-stimulating factor receptor-like
Biological process (GO): cytokine-mediated signaling pathway
Cellular component (GO): signaling receptor complex; external side of plasma membrane
Molecular function (GO): cytokine binding; cytokine receptor activity
Source: RefSeq, a predicted model, not a curated record